UGUUGUUUGUGUUAUUAACAGUGCAAUUUUAACUUCUGUAUGAGUGAACGAGUUAAUAAAGAUUAUUGUAAAACAAAAUGGCGAUUUUUUAUCUUGCAGGUGCGAUCUUAUGCGUCGUGCUUUAUUUCGCCUUUCUCAAACGCUUUACCUACUGGGAAUCGCGCGGGGUGCUGCAGUAUGGUUAUUUAGUGAACCUUCGUGAAUUGCUGCUCGGUUUGAUAUCCUACAGGGGCAUUACCGAGAUCAUUCAGACAAUUUACGAUGCGUUUCCAGAGUCAAGGUUCUGCGGGGUUUACCAGUUUUCGAGACCAACUUUGGUCAUACGCGACCCUGAAUUGAUAAAGAAGGUCACGGUGGAAGACUUUGAAUACUUUACCGAUCACAUCAAUAUUGCGUUGGCGCAGGACUCCGAGCCGAUUUGGCAAAAGAAUCUGAUUGCGCUAAAAGGUGAAAAAUGGAAGGAUAUGCGAGCCACUCUCACCCCUUCUUUUACAAGUAGCAAAAUGAAGACGAUGUUUGAUCUAAUAUCCAACUACGCCAAGGCGUUCGUGGGGUACUUCGAGGAACAUCCAGAUGAAGUCCACUCGAUGCAGAUGAAGGACGUUUUCGGUCGAUUCACGAACGACAUCAUCGCGACCUGCGCCUUUGGUAUCAAUUGCGAUUCCAUGCGAAAUCCGCAGAACGAAUUUUACUUGAUGGGCAAAGAUAUAACAUCGUUCACGGGAUUUUGGGCCAACUUACGGAAGGUGUUCACGUUACUGUUUCCUCGCCUUGCAAAGAGGUUACAAAUAACGUUCUUCUCAAAGCGGGCGGCGCACUUCUUCACGACGCUCAUUCCGGAAAUCAUCGCGAGUCGAGAGCAGAAUGGCAUUACACGCCCUGACAUGAUUCACCUACUGAUGGAAGCACGAAAAGGCAGACUUAACUUUGAUAAAACCAUCGAGGAGACCGAAUUCAGGGUGAUCGAAAGAGUUGCGGAUCGAAAAGAAGAAGAACGGAAGAAGGAACAACUGACCGACAUGGACAUAACGGCUCAAGCGCUAGUCUUCUUCCUCGCCGGUUUCGACAGCGUUUCUUCUUUGAUGUGCUUCAUGGCUCACGAACUUGCCAUUAACGCUGACAUACAAGAACGCCUUCAACUUGAGGUCGACGACACCGUGCGACAAUGCAGGGGGAAUAUAACCUACGAGGCGUUGUCAAAAAUGGAAUACAUGGACAUGGUGGUUUCAGAAACCAUGAGAAAGUGGCCAGUUGGCGUGUUCUCCGGCCGCGUCUGCACCAAACCGUACACGAUCAAACCCGAAAAGGAGGGCGAAAAGGCCGUAAAGUUAAACGUGAACGAUUCCCUUUGGAUUCCGAUCUUCGCGAUCCAUCGGGAUGAGAACAAUUACGAAAACCCCACCCGAUUCGAUCCCGAACGGUUCAAUAGGGAGAAUAGGGCGAGCGUACUUCCCUACCAGUUCAUACCGUUCGGCGUCGGGCCGAGGUCGUGCAUCGGAAAUCGUUUCGCACUCAUGGAAACGAAACUGGUGUUCUUCUACCUUCUGAGCAAAUUUAAUCUGGUGGUCACCGAAAAGACCGACGUACCGCUGCAGCUCGGCAAACAUGCAUUUCAGCUGAAAGCCAAAAACGGAUUUUGGUUAGCUUUGAAAGCGAGAACACGCUGACCUCUUGUGCAAUGGAUCGUUAACUUUACUAUAAAUUACAGCAUUAACAUUUUUUUAUCUCUAUUUUUAGUGUUACAUUUACGUUGACCUCUAUUUUUAGUGUUUAUACUUAAAUAAAUGGGUUUCAAAAACACGA
This is a messenger RNA of Photinus pyralis (common eastern firefly), 1803 nucleotides long. Its product is annotated as cytochrome P450 9e2-like. The record is from RefSeq and is a predicted model, not a curated record. The transcript has 5 exons. Gene Ontology annotation, molecular function: iron ion binding; monooxygenase activity; heme binding. NCBI's taxonomy places the organism in Eukaryota, Metazoa, Arthropoda, Insecta, Coleoptera, Lampyridae. Bases 78 to 1667 code for a protein of 529 amino acids.